AUGCCUGUCAAAAUCCUUAUCUUUCUCUACCGCAAUCCCCGUCUGUCACCAGAAGACUUCAAAAAGCACUACGAGGCACACAUCAAACUCGUCAAAAGAGUCACCGGCGAACAUUUCCCCCUUUCUCACCAUCGAAACUAUAUCGCGCGCUCCCGGGUUGAAAUCCCUCCGGAUGGCUCCACCGUGCGCAAUGCCUUCACCCCGGCCACGAUCCUCCGCGGGCGACAGUCGGAUUUCGACUUUGAUGCCUACGCCGAACUUACCUUCGCGGAUCAAGCUGCCUACCAGGCCUUUGCGGCGAGGAUUUAUGCGCCGGAUGCUGCGGCGCAGAUUACGGCUCACGAGGACAAGUUUUUGAGUCGGGUGGAGUGUGGGAUUGCUGUUGUGGAGGAGGUGAGGAUCACGGUCAAAUCAGUCAAAUGA
Messenger RNA from Penicillium bovifimosum, 423 nucleotides. RefSeq names its product EthD domain-containing protein. Bases 1 to 423 code for a protein of 140 amino acids. NCBI's taxonomy places the organism in Eukaryota, Fungi, Ascomycota, Eurotiomycetes, Eurotiales, Aspergillaceae. The transcript has a single exon. Gene Ontology annotation, molecular function: oxidoreductase activity. The record is from RefSeq and is a predicted model, not a curated record.